Molecule: messenger RNA, 1836 nt
Organism: Nestor notabilis (Kea)
Lineage: Eukaryota; Metazoa; Chordata; Aves; Psittaciformes; Psittacidae
Gene: GRHL1
Product: grainyhead-like 1 (Drosophila)
Exons: 15
Coding region: 124-1836 (570 amino acids)
Biological process (GO): regulation of transcription by RNA polymerase II
Cellular component (GO): nucleus
Molecular function (GO): RNA polymerase II cis-regulatory region sequence-specific DNA binding; DNA-binding transcription activator activity, RNA polymerase II-specific
Source: RefSeq, a predicted model, not a curated record
AGUAAAAGACCCGUGUUGGUUCUUCAGAAUGACUCUCUCUACUCUCAGAGACGUCCUUACACCAGUGAAGAUGAGGCCUGGAAAACCUUUCUUGAAAAUCCCCUUACAGCAGCUACCAAAGCUAUGAUGAGCAUCAAUGGUGAUGAAGACAGCGCAGCUGCCCUGGGACUGCUGUAUGAUUACUACAAGGUUCCAAGGGAGAGGAGAUCUUCAACAGCUAAACCAGAGGUUGAACAUCCUGACCAAGACCAUAGCAAAAGGAACAGCAUCCCAAAUGUGACAGAACAGUCACUCAUUUCUGCUGGAGAAAACAGAGUCCAGGUUCUGAAAAAUGUGCCUUUCAAUAUCGUCCUUCCACACACACCCCAGAUGGGCAUGGAUAAGAGAGGCCACCUUACAACCCCGGACACAACAGUCACUGUUUCAAUUGCCACGAUGCCCACCCAUUCCAUCAAGACGGAGACACAGCCCCAUGGCUUUGCAGUGGGCAUCCCACCAAGUGUUUACCAUCCGGAGCCCCCUGAGCGGGUGGUGGUCUUUGACAGGAACCUCAACCCUGACCAGUUCAGUUCCAACACCCAGCCUCAAAACUCCCAGAGGCGAACACCAGACUCCACCUUCUCAGAGACUUUCAAGGAGGGCGUGCAAGAGGUGUUCUUUCCUACUGAACUGAAUCUCCGGAUGGCCAACAUGAAUUCAGAAGAUUAUGUUUUUGACAGCAUUUCUGGGAAUAACUUUGAAUACACUCUGGAAGCCUCCAAGUCCCUCCGACAGAAGCCUGGGGACAGCACGAUGACUUACCUGAAUAAAGGUCAAUUUUACCCCAUCACGCUGAAAGAAGUCAGCAGCAGUGAAGGAAUCCAUCACCCCAUCAGUAAAGUCCGAAGUGUCAUCAUGGUCGUGUUUGCUGAAGACAAAACAAGGGAAGAUCAGCUCCGGCACUGGAAGUACUGGCACUCAAGACAGCACACAGCCAAACAAAGAUGCAUUGACAUAGCUGACUACAAGGAGAGCUUCAACACCAUCAGUAACAUUGAGGAGAUCGCGUACAAUGCCAUAUCCUUCACUUGGGACAUCAAUGAGGAAGCCAAGGUUUUCAUUUCUGUGAACUGCCUCAGCACAGAUUUCUCCUCUCAGAAGGGAGUUAAAGGCCUGCCCCUGAAUCUUCAGAUCGACACCUAUAGCUACAACAACAGGAGUAACAAACCUGUCCAUAGAGCCUACUGCCAGAUUAAAGUCUUCUGUGACAAGGGAGCAGAGAGGAAGAUCAGGGAUGAAGAGCGAAAGCAAAGCAAAAGAAAAGUUUCUGAUGUCAAAGUGCCCAUGCUUCCCUCGCACAAACGUACGGACAUCACCAUCUUCAAGCCCUUCAUGGAUCUGGACACUCAGCCUGUCCUUUUCAUUCCUGAUGUUCACUUUGCAAAUCUUCAGCGUGGGGCUCAUGUCCUUCCUGUUGCUUCAGAAGAACUGGAGGGUGAAAGCUCCAACCUGAAGAGAGGAGCCUAUAUUGGUGAAGAGGACUUUAUUGCUGCUCCAAAUAAGAUGGCCAGAAUAGAAGAACCAAAAAGAGUGUUGCUGUAUGUCCGAAAAGAGUCAGAGGAAGUCUUUGAUGCACUGAUGUUAAAGACACCAUCUCUGAAAGGUCUAAUGGAAGCGAUAUCUGACAAGUACGACGUGCCUUUUGAUAAAAUAGGAAAAAUCUUCAAAAAAUGUAAAAAAGGAAUUCUGGUCAACAUGGAUGAUAACAUCGUGAAACACUAUUCUAAUGAAGAUACCUUCCAGUUGCAGAUUGAAGAAGUUGGAGGAUCUUACAAGCUCACUCUGACCGAGAUUUAA